CACCACUGCACACACAUACUUGAGUAACUUCUGAUCUAAUCUGGAGAUGGAAAGGAGAGACCAUGAGAGGCCACCAGACCAGGACUUAUACCUAGCAGGACCACCAAACUGCAGUGAAGAUAAAAGUAAUCUCACCCAGCAAUCCUUAGAAUGUUCUCCUGGUACCAACACCUCAGACAGGCAACAGCACAUGGCUCCCGUUCUACACUCAGGCCAGUUACAAGACCUCAGAAAUGCUCAAGGGGCUUCAAUUCAUCAACAAGAAAAAUGUUUUGUCCAGUCAGCUGGAUUGACAUCAAAUCCACACAAUCUCUCAAAUGAUCCAUCAAGGUAUCUGCCUCAAAACACAGUAAAUCAUCACUCAGGUGUACGAAGAGAUAAGUCAUCCAUACACCAACAAGAAGACUUUUCAUAUCUAUCAGCUGUGGGAAGAGAACAGUUGUUUGAACUCUCAAACACUCAAGGUUGUCAGAUGCAACUGGCACAGGACAACCCAAGUAACCCUGCUUUGACCAGUUACCCGAUGCAGAAUGCCUCACAUUUUUCAGUUCUGCAGCAAGAACAGCUACAACCCCUAUCAGAGUCCCCAGGUCUGAAGAAAAUCCAGGGUCUUGCAAAUAUUUCACGUCAUGAUUUACACAAUCAACAGAACAUCUUGGAUUCUCCCUGUCUGGAGAGAGACCAGCGACAGUUUCAUCAGUCACAGAGUAAUCUGAAUAAUUCAGCUUUGUUCAGUAACCAGCUGCACAAUGUCUCACCUUCUCCAGUAAAGCAGCAAGAACACCUUGUGGACUCAUCAGGUCUGGAGAGAGAUCAGCAACAGGAUCCUUCAAAUGAUCCAGCUUUGCAGAAACAGCUUCUGCAGGAAGCUUCUGCAAAUAUUCAAAGUCUACAGAUACAUGACACACUGAUUCGCUCAAACAGUUCUGCUUUUCACAGUUAUCAGAUACCCAAUUCAACUCACAUUCAACAGGACCUCUCAAACAGAACAGUGCUACAGGGAGUCCAGCUGCAGGAAUGCACGCAUAAUCCAUUUCUACCAAAAGAUCAGCCGCAGGACUGCUCAAAUAAUCAAGGUCUCCAGGUGCAUCAUUCACAGAGUGAUCUGAAUGACUCAGCUUUGUUGAAUUACAAUGUCUCGUACAGUGUCUCACCUUCUCCAGUAAAGAACCAAGAAAAACAAAGGAACCUUUUGGAUUCACCAGGUUUAGAGAGAAGCCAGGGGCAGGACAUCCCAAAUACUUCAGUGCUUCAGAUACAACAGCAGCAGGAACAUAGCAUAAGUCCCAGCUCAUGGCUAAACCAGGGCCUCUCAAAUAUUUCACUCCAGGAGACCCUACAACAACAGAUCCUCUUCGGUCCUUCAGAUUUGGAGAGAGACCCACAACAGAUGCAUCAGUCACAGAGAAAUCUGAAUGACUCAGCUUUGUUGAAUUACAGUGUAUCACACAGUGUCUCACCUUCUUCCGUAAAGCAGCAAGAAUACCUCCUGGAUUAUCCAGUUUCAGAGAGAGACCAGCGACAGUUUCAUCAGUCACAGAGUAAUCUGAAUAAUUCAGCUUUGUUCAGUAACCAGAUGCACAGUAUCUCACCUUCUCCAGUAAAGCAGCAAGAACACCUUGUGGACUCAUCAGGUCUGGAGAGAGAUCAGCAACAGGGCCUUUCAAAUUAUCCAGCUUUGCAGAAACCGCUUCUGCAGGAAGUCACAGAUGCUCAAAGUCAAAAUAUGCAUCAGUUGUACCAGCCGUAUACUCAAGCUGUACAGAGACAUCAGGAUGAGAACUUCUCAGAUAUGUCAUGUCAACAGAGAAACCAUCUGAUAAACCACUCAGCCCAACCAGGUGUACAGAGACCCCAAUAUCUAUUGAAUCCCCUUGGUCAGCAGAGGGUUCUGGAGCAAAACCAGGGCCUCUGUCCACAACAUCAUAGAGGGCUGGAAUUUUACUGCAGGACUGACAACAUUUUACUCUGCUCACGUUGUUUGCUUCACGGUCAUAUAGGACAUGAGAUACAGGAUUUGGAUCAAGAAAUAGGCCAGGGUUCUAAUAGGAUGCAGCCUACAUUACCCAUCAAAGAAGUUCCUCCACCUGGGUUGCUCCAGUUUUCCUCGGUUCAGGCAGACUCUCUGACAUUGACGUGGUCCCCACCACAGGGUCAUGGGGCCUAUAGAUACAGAGUCAGCUGGAGAGGAGGCCAAGAACAGCACAGUGCUGUGGUGGUGGGUUUCGGUCUGGAGGUGACCAAGCUUCAGCCAGGAGAGAAGUACCACUUUGCUGUUGCCACUCUCAGUGAAGACGGCCGCCAUAGUAUAUGUGUGGAGGACUCUGCAUACACAGAUAUCCCUGCACCAGAACGCCUGAGUUUGGAUCUUCAGGGUACAUAUGCAGUUCUGAAGUGGAUGAAACCACCUCAACUGAACCAGGUGUUAUUCCAGCUGGAUAUCGUCUUAAGAGGACAACAACAAAGGACAAUUCGCACAGAUCAGAUGGAGUACACCCUCAGUGACCUCCAAUAUGGUGCAGAUUACACCAUCUUUCUUUCCACCCUACUUAAAAAUGGACGUCAAAGCAAACCCAUCCAUAAACGCUUUACGGCAGCACAAGAGUAUGGAGUCCUAGAGAUGUCUUCAGUGAGAUAUGACACAUCUCCUGGUCCCAUCAUGGCUAAUCUCCCUGGGAGGGAUCCAACGCAUACAUUCUCAGGCACCCAGAGUGAGGGCACUGGGCCAAGGCCAUACAGCACAACCACUGGGAACUUGACUCAAGCUGCUGAGUUUCAACAUGGUGGAGGGGCUUACCCAACUUCAAUCACCAAAGAGAUUCCAGUCCCAGAGUGUCUGACUGUGAGCUCGAUUACUGCAUCAUCUGCUAGAAUCAGCUGGGAAGUGUCUCCUGAGAUGGAGCAGAUUCCACACGGCUUCCUGGUCUCGUACCAAAUUAAAGGGACUGAGCUAAAGUCCAUCUCUACUGAGUCCUGCAGCGCAGACAUCACAGGCCUCAAACCAGGAGCAAAGUACACUGUUAGAGUCUACACCAAACUCCAACAAGGAGGACGGAGCCAACCUGCUUCUGCUAAGAUGAAAACAGAGAUUCCAGUCCCAGAGUGUCUGACUGUGAGCUCGAUUACUGCAUCAUCUGCUAGAAUCAGCUGGGAAGUGUCUCCUGAGAUGGAAGAGACUCCACACAGCUUCCUGGUCUCGUACCAGAGUAAAGGGACUGAGCUAAAGUCCAUCUCUACUGAGUCCUGCAGCGCAGACAUCACAGGCCUCAAACCAGGAGCUGAGUACAUUGUUGAAGUCUACACAAAACUCCAACAUAGAGGACAGAGCCAACCUGCUUCUGCUAAGAUGAAAACAGAGAUUCCAGUCCCAGAGUGUCUGACUGUGAGCUCGAUUACUGCAUCAUCUGCUAGAAUCAGCUGGGAAGUGUCUCCUGAGAUGAAAGAGACUCCACACAGCUUCCUGGUCUCGUACCAGAGUAAAGGGACUGAGCUAAAGUCCAUCUCUACUGAGUCCUGCAGCGCAGACAUCACAGGCCUCAAACCAGGAGCUGAGUACAUUGUUGAAGUCUACACAAAACUCCAACAUAGAGGACAGAGCCAACCUGCUUCUGCUAAGAUGAAAACAGAGGUCUCAGAGGCAGUGACACCAACCCCACUGUGUCUGACUGUGAGCUCCAUCACUGCAUCAUCUGCUCACCUCAGCUGGAAGGUGUCUCGUGAGAUGGAGCAGACUCCACACAGCUUCCUGGUUUCUUACCAGAAUAAAGGCACUGAUUCCCAGUCCAUCUCCACUGAGUCCUGCAGCGCAGACAUCACAGACCUGAAACCAGGAACUAAGUACACUGUUAGAGUCUACACUGUGUCUUCUGGAAGAGAAAGCCAGCCUGCUUUUGAGGAGAUUGAGACAGAAUGUGUCCUACCUGGUCUGUUGACUUCUUUGGGCCUGGACCAUCUUCAUGGAGGGAAGCUCACGCUCAGCUCAGUGCUGGAGAUCAACAGGAACACAGUGACUGAUGAACCCCCACAGAGUCUGAAAGAACUACCAUGGACCUUCUUAAGAAAACUAAUGAUGUCCAAUUUAAAUUCUAGAAAUAUCAAGUGUGUACAAGACCAGUCAAAAUAUAAUUACAGUUUCUCUGAUGCUAAAGAUGAGUCUGAUGCCAUAAAUCCUGUAGAUUUAAUCACUGCUCUGUUCCACUGUUCAGAUCCUUUCCUCCAGCAGGAAAUGGUCUCCAAAAUGGCCAUGUGCCAGUUUGCUGUUCCAUUGCUGCUGCCAAAUUGUGAUACACAGCAGUGCACUCUGAUGCUGUGGGCCAUGAGAGACAUAGUUAAAAAGUACAGACCUCACUCUCUAUCAGGGGGUAGUACUUUCAUAGAGGGCAGGAUUGUAGAUAUGGACCUCCCCACAGUGUCUUUUGUUAGACUAGGAGAGAGCAGUUUGCCCAAAUCUCAGAUUCUGAACAAGUUGAUCAGUAAUCCUCAUCAGCACAAUGACACAUUUGUCCACCAUGAUAUGGAGUGUGGUGAUGUGCCCAGGAGAGUUUCAGAUGGUCUGGUUGAAGUGAGCUGGUAUCUGCCCAGUGGGAACUCAAACAUUGACGUGUUCACUCAGCCAGUGGCCAUUGCCAAUCUAAGAGGAGACAGCAGAUUGUUUAAGACCCAGAUGUCCUUCCUGCUCCAGACCUCAGCUGCAGUGUUUAUCUUCAGUGAUGACCUGGAGGGAGACCUCAGCACUCUGGCCAACAGAGAGAACAAAGCAGAGCUGUUCCUGGUGACCAGCUCUCAGAGGAAGAACUUCAGCAUGGAGACACUCAGGGAUACAUGCAGGAGACACAGGGUGAAGGAGACAAACGUGAUCAUUAAGAAAAAACAGAAUGAUUCUGAGUUUGUUAAGGCCCUACGUUUCUGUGUGAAUGGAGUCACUCAAAAAAACCCACAUAAAAUUACACUGGAAAACAUGGGCAAGGUUACUCGUCAAGGAAUUUUAGUUGAUGAGCAUUGCGACGAGUGUAUUAAAGGCAAACAAAAUGCUGAAGGUAUCACUGCAAGCAUUCAGGAUGUUGUGGAAUUCAAGAGUGAGCAGUUGCCCUUACAUGGUGAAAUCUGGAAGCAAAUCAGUCAGAUAGAAAAAGAGACGUUCAGGAUGCGGAAAGCAGACAAAGAUAUAGAGAGUUACAAGAGUUCACUCAUAACUGAGAGAAAACAACUCAGAGAGAAGCAACAUCAAAAGGCUGAAUCAGAGGCCAUGGCACAAUUCAUUGCUGGAAUCUCACAAUCAGGAACACAGCGUCUCUUCUUCCUGAAGUGGCUGAAGAUUAUGCUGGACACCCUCUCCAGAAGUAACCUGUCCACCCUCAGAGAGAAGUACAAAGAGUGCUGCAAAAACUCUCCUCAGAACAAAAAGGAGAUCUCGCGCUUAGAUGAGCAAAUUUCUAACUGCUCUUUAGGUCCUGAGCACUUCUUCCGUGAGCUAGGCCAGCUUUAUGAAUGUGCUUGCUCCCUUCCAGAAAACAACCCAGCCAGGCAACAAGUCCGGAAGCUGCCUGCUCUGUGUGCUCAGAUGCUGCUGGACGGGUUUCCAGUUGAGCUGGUCGAUGGAGACGCAUCAAACAUCCCAAUAAAGUGGAUAUCACAGGUCCUGACUCAGCUCCAUCGGCUGGUAGACACCAAAAGUAGGAUCCUGGUGAUGACUGUGCUGGGAGUGCAGAGCACUGGGAAGUCCACCCUCCUCAACACCAUGUUUGGAGUGCAGUUUGCAGUCAGCAGUGGAAGAUGCACCAGAGGAGCCUUCAUGCUGCUGAUGAAAGUCUCUGAGGAAUUCAGAUCUGAGCUCAAUUGUGACUUCAUCAUGGUCAUCGACACAGAGGGCUUAAAAUCACCAGAGUUGGCAGCUCUAGACACAAGCUACGAACAUGACAAUGAAUUAGCAACACUGGUCAUAGGUCUCAGUGACAUCACAAUCAUUAAUGUUGCCAUGGAGAACAACACAGAGAUGAAGGACAUUCUGCAGAUUGUGGUCCAUGCCUUCCUCAGAAUGAAGGAGGUAGGGAAAAAGCCCAGAUGUCUGUUUGUGCAUCAGAACGUGUCAGACAUGUCUGCUCAUGACAGCAACAUGAGAGACAGGAAGAAGCUGAUGGAGCAACUGGAUGAGAUGACCCGGGCUGCAGCUAAAAUGGAGAAGAAAGUAACAUAUACAAAGUUCACAGAUGUGAUGGAAUAUGAUCCUGAUAAAGACAGUUACUACAUCCCUGGACUCUGGCAUGGAACUCCCCCAAUGGCCCCAGUGAAUACUGGCUACAGUGAGAAUGUGUAUGAACUCAAGAGGAGUUUGAUUGGUUCCGUACAAACAUCAGAUGAGGUCAAGAGGAAUAAUGCAAAGGACUUUCUGAAGUGGACUGUGGUUUUGUGGGAUGCAGUGAAAUAUGAAAAGUUCAUCUUCAGUUUCAGGAACAGCUUGGUGGCUGAUGCAUACACAAAUUUAUGCACCGAGUACAACAAAUGGGAGUGGUCUUUUCAGAAAGAGAUGAACUCUUGGCAAUUGACAAAAGAAACUGUUCUAUCCAACUUUGGAAAGACAGGUUCAGAUGACCACAGUGCUUCUGCAAGAGAAUAUCUGAAACAGAUAAUUGCUGAAGCUUCAGGGAAACUUGAUGAAGAAGAGAGAGGAAUUCAUCAAAGCAUAGAAGAGUAUUUCAAGUCUAAGGACAGCAGUGUUGCUUUAGUGGAGAGAUAUAAAGUAGACUUCAAAAACAGUGCGAACUGCUUGCGACAAGAGACAGAGAGCUCCCUGAAAUCCUCCCUGAUGAAGGCAGUUGAAAUUAAAGAAGGUCUCGAACAAGUCAACGCAAUCAAGAACACACAAACUGAGAAAAUAGAAAAAAAGGUUCAAGAUCUGGUGCAAUCCUGCCGAGACAAAAGAAAGGACUUAUCUGAUACAGAUUUGAAGAAAGAAUUUGAGACCAUGUGGAAGAAACUGGUAGCAGAACUGGCUGCAGUCAAGCUCUUAAAGCAAGAUGUUUUCAAGGAGGCUCUACAUGAGUUAAAGCAACACUCUGGGACAAAACCAGGAAGUUUCAAUAUGAAGCUGAAUGCCAGUGAUUUCAAAGCAGCUGGUGAGAAAGAAUUUAUGGUAGAAAGUAGUUGGAUUUCAUUAAAUAUAGGUCAAAAGAUUAUGGAUGCAUUAUUUUUUCAACGCGCCAAAAAAAAACUACAAGAGCAGUGUAACAAAAUCAUUAAAAAUUGUGACGUCUUUGUCUCAGAUAAAGUGAAGAGCAGCAAAAACUUCAAUACAACAUACAUCAGAGAAGUCCUUUACAUGAUCGAUGAACAAAUUAAACAGAAAGACCUCGCUCUGCAUGAGGAGGGUGAAUGUGAGCUGAAGUUCCACAUUUGUUGGAAAGCAGCAAUCAAAUUUCAGGAAAUGCAUGAAAUGUUCAUCAGGAUCAAUGAUCCUAAAACAUGCCUAGAACAAUCCAAAGAAAAGUUUCUGGGGGAGUUCAAAGAUUUAUUCCAUGACAGAGAUCAGUGCCUGAAGAAAGCUGAAGAAUUCACCAAGGACUGUUUGACACCAGCAGUGAAGGACUACAUCACCAAAAGGCUCGGCCAAGAUAUCGCAGAUGAAAUGAUGACAGGGGAUGUGGGGUUGGAUUUCAGCACACGCACUCACUUCCAGUUUGCCAUUCUAAAGCAGCUGCUUGAGGAGGACACCUUUGAACAAUUCCAAGAAUACACACAUAACUACAAAACAUUUGUUAAUGAAUGGAUCUUGGUCAGGAUAAUAGAAACCUUUUCACAGAAUGAUAAGUGGCAAAGACUAAAGCUGAAGCAUCUCUCUGAAGUGGUGCAGAAAAUAAAAGAUGCAAUCACUCAAGUCAAAGAGGAGACUGAGGAGAACACAGACAUGAAAAUGGUCAUACAGAAAAUACGUGCUCAUCUUAAGGACAAACUAACAUUUCAAGAAGAUGAUUUCAUUAUCAUUCUGAAGAAGGCAGACACACAGCAGUUUGCAGAUAAUCUCAUAUACUUCCUCUUAGAAAUGAAGGAUGCCUUAACUAAGGAGUACAACAGCCCAACCUCCCAGGAUGAUCUUCAGGAAGCCAUCAGACAGCUGCCAUUCAAACCCCAUGAGCUCCUCUUCAAUAGACUUUGUGGAUGUGGACAUCAGUGCCCCUUCUGUGGGACACCCUGUGAGGCAGGAGGGGGGGGGCACACCCAACACUUCUCCAGCAUGCACCGGCCUAAAGGACUUGGCAGUUGCAGGUUUGAGCACUCCCAAAAGUUGGUAACUGAUAUCUGCACAACUGCUGUGACCACUGAUACAACAUUUAAGAGUACUAAAACCAACGGAAAAUAUCACCCCUACAAGCAGUACAAGGAAAUCUACCCUGACUGGGAGAUAGAUGGAGAUGCAAGUGUGGAGGCCUCAGACUACUGGAAGUAUGUGAUGAUGACAUAUAAUAAGGAAUUUGCCGAUUCUGAUUAUGCUCUCCCAGCAGAUAUUCCAGAAACCUGGAAAGAGUUGACCAAAGCCCAUGCCAAAAUAGGCUUGAAUAAGUCAUUCAACAUUGUGGAAUACAAAACAGAUGCAGAUUAAGAAUCCUAACCCAGAUGUGCUGAAUUUUCUUAUCAAGACAUGCUUACAGAAAUUAACGAUUUGAAGUGUGGUGGCAAAUUACUGGUGAACAUAUUUGCCACUGGUGGAAAACUUAUCAUUGUUGGCAAACCUUUGUUGGAAGUUUGCCUCUAGGGGCCAACAUUGACAAACUUCUGGCAAUAUUUUCUUGUGAACUCAUUUGUUUCCCACAUCUGCCGCAUAUUCUAUUGGAGGAGGACAUUCACGAUUAUAAGUAAUUUUGUAGUAGCAAAACUAACUAAUGCAACUGAAAUGCCUUCAACAUGUCUAUUUGAUAAUGAAGUAUGCCUGGAAGACUACACUAAAGAACACAAAUGGAUAUGGAUAGAACCUGGUCUUAUUUAAUGUCACAAUUUGCAGCAAUUUUAUUUGCAUAAUUAUACACCAUGGAUGUAGUGAUUAAUGUAGUGAUUCAUGUCAUGUAAUAACAAACAUUAACUCUUGCCUCAGUGUGAUGAGAUGUGAUGAGUGAGUUGCUUAUUCACAUGUUUAGACUCCAGAGUGAUAAAGAAUAAUCAUUUUUAAAUGUCCCUAUCAGACUUUACUGUUGGCAACAGCUCUGAUUACACGACCCCCAUACUCUGACCACAUGUUGUUUAAGGAAGUCUGAUAUGAUUUAGUUUAAUUCUGUGCUGUUACGGUGAAGGUGUAAACUUGUCUUUAUUCUCUCAUUAUAUAAUAUAUGAUUUUGUUUAUUGAUUAAGGUAAGAAAUGAAAUAUGUGACAUGAGCUUCUCUGUUUGUUUUCAUCAAUAAAUGUUGCAGUACAAAUACACACACAAAGCACACACACUCACACACACACACACACACUCUCUCUCUUUCUAAGUUAAAUGUAAAACUCCAUGACUUUUCCCUGACUUUCCUUGGCAAAAGAACCUGAAUUUCCAUUACUUACUAUAUAAUUAUAUAAAUACAUUAGGGCUACUCAACCAAGAAGUAAAGCUAAUAACCAGAUAUGCUCCAAUUCUGCAUCUGAAAUAUUUGAAUGAAUGUAUUAUUUUUGGCAAAUACAUUGAAACUGCUACAACAGAAUCCCAUGUUGUCCCCCAAAAAUGAUACAAUUCCCUGACUUUCCAUGUCUGGAAUAGACUUUCCAAAAUUCCAUGAUAUUCCAGACAUUUCAUGACCCGUGGGAACCCUGCAUACAUACACACACAUUACACAUUUUCAAUAAAUCAUUGUACCAUUUUACUCAAUUUGAUUGGUUUAUCUUUACAUUUAUGAUUUCUUUAUUUCACUCAUAUUUGUCUGAAGUUGGAUGUUGUCAAUGAAGUUGUGUGUGGUCCUUCAUUUUAGUGCAAAGAUCAAUAAAAUUGGAUACACUUGGCGUAAAUUGGUAAAUACUGUGGAUCAGAUUCCAUACUUUGUAGUUUGCAGCAAUAUUUGUCUUGAAAUGAGUUAACUUCUGUUGCUUUUGCUUAUUGACCUGUCCUUGAUUUUGGUGAUGAAUCAAAUAAAUGAUUUUAAAAUC
Sardina pilchardus (European sardine) is the source of this 10105-nucleotide messenger RNA. Its product is annotated as interferon-induced very large GTPase 1-like. Gene Ontology annotation, molecular function: GTP binding; protein binding; zinc ion binding. The transcript is spliced from 12 exons. Lineage: Eukaryota; Metazoa; Chordata; Actinopteri; Clupeiformes; Clupeidae. The record is from RefSeq and is a predicted model, not a curated record. The coding region runs from base 47 to 8593 and encodes 2848 amino acids.